AUGAUUGUUGUGAAGAUUGAAUGUCCUGAUACAGGUGAAAAUGUUGAAACCGGAAGUGCCCUACACGCCCCCUACCCAGCCACAUCCUCCUACACUCAUGUGGCGCUGGUGACCGGGGCCAACAAGGGCAUCGGCUUUCCCAUCACGCGCAACCUGUGCCGUCAGUUCUCAGGGGACGUGGUGCUCACGGCACGGGACACAGCGCUGGGCCAGGCAGCCGUGCAGCAGCUGCCCACUGAGGGCCUGAGCCAGCGCUUCCACGAGCUGGACAUCGAUGACCUGCAGAGCAUCCAUGCCCUGAGGGACUUCCUGCACAACAAGUAUGGGGGCCUUGACGUGCUGGUCAACAACGCAGGCAUCAUCUUCAAAGAUUCUGAUUCCACACCUGUUCACAUUCAAGCAGAAGUGACAAUGAAAACAAACUUUUUUGGUACCCGAGAUGUCUGCACAGAGCUACUGCCUCUCAUACAACCCCAAGGCAGAGUGGUGAAUGUGUCUAGCAAAAUGAGCUUCACGGCUCAUAAAAACUGCAGCCCAGAACUCCAGGAGAAGUUUACAAGUGAAACCAUCACGGAGGAGCUGCUGUUGGGGCUCAUGAACAAGUUGGUGGAGGAUACGAAGAGUGGAGUGCACAAAGAGGAAGGCUGGCCUGAUAUCAAGCCGUAAAGUUCCUGAUUCCAUACCCUUGCAUAUUCAAGCAGAAGUGACAAUGAAAACAAACUUUUUUGGUACCCGAGAUGACUGCACGGAACUACUGCCUCUCAUAAAACCCCAAGGCAGAGUGGUGAAUGUGUCUAGCAUAAUGAACUUCAUGGAUCUUAAAAACUGCAGCCCAGAACUUCAGCAGAAGUUUACAAGUGAGACCAUCACGGAGGAGGACCUGGUAGGGCUCAUGAACAAGUUCACGGAAGAUACAAAGAAUGGAGUGCACAUAAAGGAAGCCUGGCCUAAUAUCAGGGCCAUGGCAUAUGGAGUGUCAAAGAUGGGCAUCACGGUCCUGUCCAGAAUCUAUGCCAGGAAACUUAGUGAGAAGAGGAGAGGGGACA
Molecule: messenger RNA, 1046 nt
Organism: Diceros bicornis minor
Lineage: Eukaryota; Metazoa; Chordata; Mammalia; Perissodactyla; Rhinocerotidae
Product: carbonyl reductase [NADPH] 1-like
Exons: 6
Coding region: 1-666 (221 amino acids)
Molecular function (GO): carbonyl reductase (NADPH) activity
Source: RefSeq, a predicted model, not a curated record